AUGCCUUCAACCCACGCCUUAGAGAGCCUCUCCAAUGCCCUGGCUACACCGGCUCAGCUGUCGAGCUCCUCGUCUUCGCUUGAUGGCAUUCCGCCGGAUUUAGAAUCUUCGAUUCGGUUUGCAGGUGCCCUGCUAACACAGGCCGCUGGUGUUCUGCUGCGCCUGCCCCAAGAUGUGAUUGCUCAAGCCAUUGUGAUUUUUACGCGCUUUUGGAUUGGCGCUGACGGGGGGAGCUUUGCCAUUCACUCGGCAAAGGACGUAUCUGCAGCCUCCAUUUACCUGAUCGCUAAGCUGUCUUUUCACCCUACGUCGCCUCGCUCAGUCCUCAAUACAUACACCUACUUGCUAUCGAAAGAAGCGUCACCUUUGUGGUUUGUGAAUUCUUCUGGUGCCUCCGACAAACCCAACCCAGAGACAUAUUACCUAUCCGAGGGAGGUUACCAAGCUCAGCGCUUAGUGCUUCUUAAAACCGAAACGAUAAUUCUGCGCGCACUGGGUUUCAACACACACGUUGUGAUUCCUCAUACAAUUGCCCUUACCUAUUUGCAAACCAUGAAUUCGGCAUCGAGCGCUCUCGGCAAACGAGUCUUUGAGCAUCUUAACGCGUCCCUCCUAUCGCCACAGCUCCUUUACGUGACACAUCAACCGAAUGCCUUGGCUGUUGCCGCUAUAUACAUUGCUGCUCGAGAAGUCGGCGUAAAGCUACCAGAGGAAGAAUGGUGGGAGGUAUUCGAUGUGGACCGCGAGGAGCUGGGCUUUUUGGUGGUUGCCAUGAACAGUAUCGAGGGGUUCGCAAAUUCAGAGAAGGAAGCCUGGGCAGGCAAGCGCAUACCAUUACUUGUGGAGGAGGUUGAGAAGGAACUCCGGCAGAGGCAGACCCAAGAAGGUGAAUGA
Messenger RNA from Talaromyces atroroseus, 894 nucleotides. RefSeq lists its product as hypothetical. NCBI's taxonomy places the organism in Eukaryota, Fungi, Ascomycota, Eurotiomycetes, Eurotiales, Trichocomaceae. The record is from RefSeq and is a predicted model, not a curated record. The coding region runs from base 1 to 894 and encodes 297 amino acids. Gene Ontology annotation, biological process: regulation of transcription by RNA polymerase II. The transcript has 2 exons. Gene Ontology annotation, molecular function: cyclin-dependent protein serine/threonine kinase regulator activity. Gene Ontology annotation, cellular component: nucleus.